AUGGAUUUCAUUAUAUCUUUCUUGACCGAUCCUGAAGAUCCCGAUGGAAUUAGGGGAUGGUUGUUAACGUUGUAUCCUGGUUCGAAGAUCAUCAAAGUAACAUUCACCUUGCUCUGUGGAGAGGAAUCNUAUCCUGGUUCGAAGAUCAUCAAAGUAACAUUCACCUUGCUCUGUGGAGAGGAAUCAUACAAAUCAUUCACAAUCGAUGUUGCAUCAGAGAUAACUUAUGAUGGCUUAAAGGAUUAUUUGAGUUGGAAGUGUAAAUGUUUCCCAUCUCGUUAUCAGCAGAUAUACUUCCGCGGGGAGGAGCUGCCCGUAGUCGAACAUCCUCUUCGAUCAGUUGAGGAUGGAGAAGAACUAAGUAUCCUCACAGAUAUAGAAUUUUCUUCAAACUCUUUCUUCUCCACUUUGUACAGUGACGAUGCUGAAUACCCAACGCUCAAGAUCAAAUGGAGACUUGAACAGAGACCUUUUAGAUCGCUACGUGGCGAAGAUACAAAGACAUGCGAUGUAUAUCGAGGAGAAACGUUGUUGAAGACUUACUACGUCAGAGCUCAUAUGUAUCCAAGACAACAACGUCACAACAGAAACGCUGAUCUUCGGGUGUUGUUCAUGUAUAAACUACUUGAGAUCCUUCGAUUAGGACCGAAAGUUCACUUUUACCGGAACAGGGGUCAGUCUGGAUUCGGUUUGUAUACUGCUAGCGAAGAAGUUCCGGGCUUCCAAAACCAUUUAAAUAGGGGCAGCUAUGGAUCUCUCACGCAUUAUAAAGUGAAAUUAUUCAGCAUUUGCUUCUACUUAAGAGACGUAAUGAACCGCCGAGAAAACUAUGGCGUUGACAUCAAUGGACGGCCGCAAAUUGUAAACUUUCGGGUUACUAGUAAUGUUCACAGUGCAAAAUUCCUUGCCGAUAGAUAUUGUGGUAAUUAUCAAGAACAAGAAACCAAAAUUGGAAAAGCCUGUUUCUCAGAGUGGAAUCUGCUGAGCUGCAUAGAUAUGGCUGAUAAAGCAAUUGAGAAGGAAAAAAAACUUUUCGAAGAUCAUUCCUUCACCUUCGAACCCGUGCGUGAUUACGCUGAAUACUUAACUAAGAUCAAGAUCAACGUUCGGUACUUCACAGCUCUUUUUGAUAGAUUGGAACCUCCAUUGUCAUUAGUUGCUUGUUGUCUCCGUUCAGUUGAUCCUGAUCAAAUCAAUUUUCCUUUGCGUCAUUAUCGUUUAGUGCAUUGUUGUGGCCCUCUAAAACGUUUCUUCCGUCCGAAAUGA
Auanema sp. JU1783 is the source of this 1266-nucleotide messenger RNA. The record is from the annotation of a GenBank genome assembly. NCBI's taxonomy places the organism in Eukaryota, Metazoa, Nematoda, Chromadorea, Rhabditida, Rhabditidae.